Molecule: messenger RNA, 2095 nt
Organism: Pseudophryne corroboree (corroboree frog)
Lineage: Eukaryota; Metazoa; Chordata; Amphibia; Anura; Myobatrachidae
Gene: KISS1R
Product: KISS1 receptor
Exons: 5
Coding region: 357-1478 (373 amino acids)
Biological process (GO): neuropeptide signaling pathway
Cellular component (GO): plasma membrane
Molecular function (GO): G protein-coupled peptide receptor activity
Source: RefSeq, a predicted model, not a curated record
UACAAGCAGUGUCACUAUACAGAGCCAUUACUACAUGUAUGUAGCCGGCAGUGUGUGACCGCUGUGCGUAUGAACAGCAGCUGCUGACGUAACGUGUCCGAAUCUGCUCCUGGCAGAGGGACGCCUGACUCCCGGCAUACGGGUGCCCGUGCUCCGGAGAGGCAGCUAGCGUCCCGGGCAGGUCGUAGUCCGAGUGACAGAGAGACCUUCAUCAGCAGGAAGGCUCCAUAGCUACACUGCCUGCAGUCAGCAAGUGUCACUGAGGGUCCUUCCUCCUCCUGCUUGUGUAUUCUCCUAGCUGUGAGUGAGCGCCCUGACACUGUCACCUGUAGAGUGGGAACACGGCACCUGGAGGAAUGAUGCAGGAGUUCCCAUCCAGCCCUCACAUGGAGAACUAUUCCUCACUCUUUAACGACUCCUGCAUGGGACUGGUGCUGUACCCAUGUAACAACGUCUCUGAGGGACGGGAGGACCCCCCUAAACCGCCCCAGUUGGUGGACGCCUGGCUUGUGCCCCUCUUCUUUGCCAUGCUCAUGGUGGUAGGACUUGCUGGGAACUCAUUGGUUAUCUAUGUUAUUUCCAAACACAAGCAAAUGAGGACUGCCACUAACUUCUACAUAGCUAACCUGGCCACCACAGACAUAAUAUUUCUUGUGUGCUGUGUGCCUAUAACAGCCGCUUUAUAUCCUCUUCCUGGGUGGAUAUUUGGAGAAUUUAUGUGCAAGUUUGUUAACUAUAUCCAGCAGGUAUCAGUGCAAGCUACCUGUGUGACCCUGACUGCUAUGAGUGUGGAUCGUUGGUAUGUGACAGUGUUCCCGCUGCGCUCCCUGCGUCAAAGGACUCCACGUGUGGCUUUCGCAGUGAGUCUAGGAAUUUGGAUAGGUUCUUUCAUUGUAUCUAUCCCAGUCCCCAUUUAUAACCAGCUCAUAGAGGGCUAUUGGUUUGGCCCACAGAUGUACUGCAUUGAAUCUUUCCCAUCUGUUUCCCAUGAAAAAGCUUUCAUCCUUUACAACUUCCUUGUGGUGUAUCUGCUUCCUCUUCUCACUAUUUGCAUCUGUUACUCUGCUAUGGUCUACCAGAUGGGACGGCCUUCUGUAGAACCAGUUGACAACAGCUACCAGGUACAGCUUCUGGCCGAACGCUCCGAGGUGAUGCGUACCAAGAUUUCACGCAUGGUGGCAGUCGUUGUCUUGCUCUUCACUAUCUGCUGGGGUCCCAUCCAGCUGUACAUUCUAUUUCAAGCUUUUAGUCCCACCUUCAAACGUGACUAUUACACCUACAAGAUUAAGAUUUGGGCCCACUGUAUGUCCUACACCAAUUCAUCAAUUAACCCCAUUGUGUAUGCCUUCAUGGGUGCAAACUUCCGCAAAGCCUUUAACAAGGUCUUUCCUUUUCUCUUCAAGCAACGAGUUGGCAGCACUGGAGUGGCCAAUGCUAAUGCCAACACUGAGAUGCAUUUUGUGUCCUCAGGUACUUAGGUUAAGGAAUAUUUGCAGCUACUGUCUAUAGGGGACAGAAAACCUCUAUACAGGGCUCUUUUUUACUGAAUCUUACAUAACAGCUUUGCAUUUACUAUUCUCAAAAAUCUUUUUUACAGACACGAUACUGUAUGCUAAACUGAUAUUAGAGUUAAUUUUAUUGAAUAGAGCAGGUACAUAGGGUUUUAUACUGAAAUCACCAACCUGGACAUUGAAAUAUUGUUACCUGUGUUAACCAGGGUAAAAAGAACUCACUAUAAUGUCCCAGAGAAGCUGUCUGAACAAGCAAUGAACAACGUCAAUGGCACAGAAUUAAUGUAUAAGAUUCCAUUAUCCACCCAGUAUGCAAUAAUGCUGAACUGGACACAGCUUCUAGCUGUGACUGAAAAGCCUGUUUCUUCUACUGAUAAGGGGAUACACGCAUAUAUCUGUACUACAUGUAUUGUACAUGCAUUUCCAAUUACAUUAUAUUUGUUCUUGGAGGAAAUUCACUGUCAAAUAAAAUUUAUAAGGAACCAUAGCAACAGAUAGUAAGAAGAAGAGAUUAUUAUUAAAAUUAUUUUGAGACCUUGCAUAUAAUUAAAUUAACAAAUAAAAACAUAUUUCUUUUCAAAUUA